Molecule: messenger RNA, 2908 nt
Organism: Dromiciops gliroides (monito del monte)
Lineage: Eukaryota; Metazoa; Chordata; Mammalia; Microbiotheria; Microbiotheriidae
Gene: SNUPN
Product: snurportin 1
Exons: 9
Coding region: 194-1270 (358 amino acids)
Biological process (GO): protein import into nucleus; snRNA import into nucleus
Cellular component (GO): nucleus; cytoplasm
Molecular function (GO): nuclear import signal receptor activity; protein binding
Source: RefSeq, a predicted model, not a curated record
GCAGCAAUGGCGGCCGGGCGGGGGCGGAGCUCCGCGCGCGCGCGGCCGGGCGACCCCCCCCCUCCCCCCACGGGGGCUGGUCCGCGCUACGGAAGCGGCUGCGCGGGAGCCUAGUCCUGGGCGCCCUGGUCGCCAGGCCACUGCCCCGGAGCGCGCCCCGGCCCGGCCCGGCCCGGCCCCGCCACCACGAAACAUGGAGGAGCUGAGUCAAGCCCUGGCAGGCAGUUUUUCAGUCUCCCAAGACCUGAACAGCCCCUCGGCACCUCACCCUCGCCUGUCCCAGUACAAGUCCAAGUACAGCUCCUUGGAACAGAGCGAAAGGCGCCGGAAACUCCUAGAGCUUCAGAAGUCCAAGCGACUGGACUACGUGAAUCAUGCCAGGAGAUUGGCUGAGGAUGACUGGACAGGGAUGGAUAAUGAGGAAGAUAAAGAAGAGGAAGGGAUGGACAUUGACACUGGCAAGAAGCUGCCGAGGCGCUAUGCUAACCAGUUGAUGCUGUCUGAGUGGCUGAUUGAUGUCCCUUCAGAUCUGGGGCAGGAGUGGAUUGUGGUAGUGUGUCCCGUGGGGAAAAGAGCCCUUGUCGUGGCCUCCAAGGGUUCCACUACAGCUUACACCAAGAGCGGCUACUGUGUCAACAGGUUUCCUUCCCUUCUUCCCGGAGGCAAUAAGCGCACCUCAUCCACAGGGAAAGACUACACAAUCCUGGAUUGCAUCUAUAGUGAACUGAACCAGACCUACUAUGUUCUAGACGUGAUGUGCUGGAGGGGACACCCUGUCUAUGACUGCCAGACUGAUUUUAGAUUCUACUGGAUGCAUUCAAAGUUACCAGAAGAGCAGGGACUUGGAGAGAAAACCAAGAUCAAUCCAUUUAAAUUCGUGGGACUCAAGAAUUUCCCAUGUACCCCAGAGAGCCUAUGCAAGGUCUUAUCCACGGACUUCCCUUUUGAGGUUGAUGGGCUGCUUUUCUAUCACAAGCAGACCCAUUAUAGCCCAGGCAGCACUCCACUGGUUGGCUGGCUGCGCCCGUACAUGGUGUCUGAUGUCCUCGGCAUGACGGUGCCAGCUGGCCCCCUGACCACCAAGCCUGACUAUGCUGGGCAUCAGCUCCAGCAGAUCAUUGAACACAAGAGGAGUAAGAAGGAAGCCAAAGAGACGCAUCUUGACGAGGCUUCUGAGAAUGGACGCUAUGAACUGGAGUACCUGUCCACCCCCAAGCUGGCUGAUGCUGCCAGCAGCCAGACUGAAGCCACGAGCCUCAUGGAGAACUGAGGAGCUCCAUUCUCCAAGGACCAAGGAGAGCCACACCCAUGUCCCUCUGUGAACGGCUCACCCACCGCCAUCACUUGUAGCUUACAUGAAGGGAGGCCUGGAGAUGAGACUCGAGUCCACCUCAUUCAAUCAAGGCACACCUGAGCUCCGGAGAGUGUGCCGCCUGGCAAGACCGCACAGCAGCUUCCCCAGGUGGAUGGUGCUCAGGGGGAAUUGAGCAGUUCUAACUGCUGAAAGUGUAUCUCAGACAUCCUAUGUAAACAGUAUGGAAUUUCCAAGAACUAAGUUGUUUGUGAUCUUUAUGCCUCUGUGUAGCUGUGAACUGUCCCGCCCCAACCUUGAGAGCUUGGGUUGGUCAUUUGCCCUGAAGGGCUGUGCCUUGUUUCCUCUUGUAUUUCUGCAGCUAAGUGAUGUAGAAAAGUUUUAUGAGGCCCAGCUUGUUGGUCUCUGCAUCAGCUCUACCUUCUGAGAAGGCAAGAAUGUGGUUUUCUUCCCUUCUGACAUUGCCCUAAGAUAAAAUUUCCUUUUAAUCGAUGGAAGCUUAUGAUAGCCGCUUAUUUGAGUUGGUGAUAAUGUGCCCCAGUUCCUGCCCCCUUGUUCCUGUCUUCUAAAGCUCCCCCCCUCCCAAAUCUUCCCCACUGUAGUGCAUGCAGUGAAACUUCUGCCUACUAUCUUCAGGAGGGUGCAUGCUUCCAUUUCCCAUAGUGUGGCUGAGAGCAGGGGACAUGGGGCAGAGCUUGUCUCUUGUGAGAUCUGGAGCUGCCACUAAGUUCAUUUUCUAAACUGGGAAUGGGAGUGGGGCAGAAGUGGGAGCUAAAUGGAACACGAUUACACCCAUUCAGCAUAUCCGAUGAAAGUAGCCAUCUCCGUGGCUGCUGCGUAACUGUAUGCCAAAGCUGACUCUGUAAAACCUGAGAAGGAAACUUGCAAUCGUGCUGGUAACUGCAGAUUCAAGAGUUUGAGUUUGAUUUUUUUUUAAUUAUAAAUCAUUCUAUGACAAUAGUUUUGUUUUUGUGGGUUUUUUUAAGUGCUUUAGCUUUCUGAUCUGUGAACCCAUCCUAAAUUUCAGUUCUCUUAACUGACUGUAGAACAAGGUUUGAAUGAGUCUACAGCUAUUUGUCUUGUUUAAGACCAGAUGAGAAUGACAAAUUUCUGUUCAAGCUCUGCAAAAACAGAGCUCCCAGAAAUAAAGUUAGUAUGUUAAUCUACUGAAUUUCAAACAUCCCUUGAGUUAAAAAGAAGUUAUUAGGGGCAGCUGGAUGGCACAGUGGAUAGAGCACCGGCCCUGGAGUCAGGAGUACCUGAGUUCAAAUCUGGCCUCAGACACUUAACACUUACUAGCUGUGUGACCCUGGGCAAGUCACUUAACCCCAAUUGCCUCACAAAAAAAAAAAGAAGUUAUUCAUCUUUUUGAGCAUUAGAACUGCUCCAACGGACACGAAUGCUUUCUUCUUGACGGCAUUUCAUAUUUGACCUGGAAAAGCAAUGGAAAUUUAAUUAAAAAUUUCAAAAUACAAGUCAUGGGGAUGAGUAACAACUAUAUGGAAAUGGCUGAGUACCUGCUCUCCUUGCAAAGACUAAGGCCUGGGCAGCAUUUUUUUUUUUUUUUGCACGGUAAUGAGGGUUAAGUGACUUGCC